AGAGUUUUAAGCACAGUGUCUCCUCUAAAAAAAGAUUUUUUAUCUGCUAGUUAUCAGGCUAUAAAUAUUACGCAAGAUUGUUUCCUCUCAGACGAGUCCGUAGAGGAGUACAGAUCGCCGUCUGCUUGCACAUCAUCAUCGUCAUGAAGUUUGCCGUCGUCCUUCUGCUUCUUCUGCCUCUGGCCCUCGCGGCCCCUGAAAAACGCUUUUUUGUGGACUCGCUUUUAGGUCUCUUCGACCUUGAUCAGCUGAAGGCUAUAGUUGGAAAGUUGGCACAUCAGCUGGGCGCUGAGCCCACAGAGCAAGCUUGCGAAGCUGUAUGCCAUGGCGUCAUUGCUGGAGAGACAAGCCUCCUGCACCAGGGCUGCCCCCUGGUGUGCAGAUCCUUCCAGUCCUUGGUUGAAAUGUUUGAUAUCCUGCCUCCCGACACCACACCUGCUUCUCAGUAAAUUGUCUGCACUUGAUUUUCUUGCAUUUUCGAUGAUGAUUUAUUAAAGUUAUUGCUUUAC
Molecule: messenger RNA, 509 nt
Organism: Pomacea canaliculata
Lineage: Eukaryota; Metazoa; Mollusca; Gastropoda; Architaenioglossa; Ampullariidae
Exons: 4
Coding region: 144-449 (101 amino acids)
Source: RefSeq, a predicted model, not a curated record